GAGUUUGUAAAUUGAAAUUAUUUCUUCUAACUAGACCACUACUUUUAUAAGUUCGCCUCUUGGACUUUGCUCCUCCCAAAUCUCAGGCUUUCUUAUACGAAUUUCGAAGAAAUUUCUCUGUAAAGAUGGGAUUCCCCAUGAGCAGGUUCCUCUUCAAGGACUCUCGAGCUCUCCUUGCUUCCCAAUUCAACCGAUAUCUUACAGUGAUCAAUCGGAGCCUCUGCACCGAAUCGGACCGAUGGGCUGCGGGGGGUUGGCCAGAGCCGGAGUCAUGGAAGUCGAUGGAGGGUCUCGUCCGGUGCUCGGCCAACCACGCGCCGCUGUCUCCGAUCAGCUUCCUGGAGAGGUCAGCUAAGGUCCACAGGGACAGGACAUCUCUGGUCUAUGGUCCGGUGGAGUACACGUGGGGUGAGACUCAUGCGCGGUGCGUGCGCUUGGCUUCCGCCCUGGCCCAGCUCGGGAUUUCCCGUGGGGAUGUGGUGGCCACUUUAGCCCCGAACGUGCCUGCCAUGUACGAGCUGCAUUUCGCGGUGCCGAUGGCUGGCGCAGUUCUCUGCACGCUAAAUGCCCGCCAUGACCCUGCAAUGGUCUCGGUCCUAUUGAGACAUUCAGGGGCGAAGCUCAUCUUUGUGGACUAUGAGUUGUAUGAGAUUGCCCGAAGGGCCCUUGACCUCAUUGGAAAAACCGGAACGGAAUUACCGGUCCUAGUUGUUAUUUCCCAAUUGGAUGGCUCUGAUUCACCCUCUUCUCAUUCCGCUCACGAGUCGUACGAGGAUCUUGUUGCAGGUGGGUGCGAUGACUUCGACGUGUUGAGACCCAAUAGCGAGUGGGAUCCGAUAAGUAUAAAUUACACCUCUGGUACAACCUCGAGGCCUAAGGGGGUGGUGUAUUGCCACAGAGGCGCUUAUCUCAAUUCCAUCUCGACGUUCCUCCUCCAUGGCAUGGGGCCGCCACCCGUCAAUUACCUGUGGACCGUCCCGAUGUUCCAUUGCAAUGGAUGGUGCCUCACUUGGGGCAUGGCGGCCUUAGGAGGCACCAACAUUAGCCUCCGGAAGGUCACUCCAAGGGGAAUUUUCGACAAUAUAACUCGACAUGGGGUGACCCAUAUGGGUGGGGUCCCAACCGUCCUGAACAUGAUUGUGAAUUCUCCAGCGACUGAUCGUCAGCCACUUCCCCAUCCGGUGGUGGUCAUGACCGGUGGCUCACCACCCCCGCCUCAGAUUCUCUCAGGGAUGGCUGAGUUGGGAUUCCAGGUUUCUCACCUAUACGGCCUCACGGAGACUUACGGACCGGGGACAUAUUGUGACUGGAAGCCCGAGUGGGACUCACUGCCGAAUGAAGAGAAAUUUAGGAUGAAGGCCAGACAAGGAUUUCAACAUCUUGGGCUGGAGGAGGUUGAUGUUCAGGACCCAAUCACGAUGAGUAGCAUCCCGGCUGAUGGGCAGACUAUCGGAGAAGUAAUGUUUAGGGGAAACACGGUAAUGUGUGGAUACUUGAAAGAUCAUGAAGAGACCAGGAAGGCCUUCGAGGGAGGCUGGUUCCAUAGUGGCGAUCUUGCAGUGAAGCACCCUGAUGGGUAUCUCGAAGUUAAGGACCGAUUAAAGGACGUCAUUAUCUCAGGAGGAGAGAACAUAAGCUCGGUUGAGGUAGAGACAGUCUUAUAUAGCCAUCCGGCGGUUCUUGAGGCUGCAGUGGUGGCUCGCCCUGACAACCAUUGGGGCCAGACUCCGUGCGCGUUUGUGAAGCUGAAGGAGGGAUGCCAAAUAAGCGAUUACGAGAUAUUAGAUUUUUGUAGGGCCCGCCUGCCUCACUACAUGGCUCCUCGGACGGUUGUGUUUGAGGACUUGCCGCGGACCUCGACGGGGAAGGUACAAAAGUUCAUCCUUAGGGAGAAAGCAAAGGCCCUAGGUAGCUUGUCUUGAACAGCAAGAAGGACACAACCUCAAUCAAAGCUCCCAUUUGUGAUUACAAUACCCAAAAUUUUAACAGGAGUAAUAAUUCCGAUACAAUGAGUUUCAACUAUUGAUGCAGCACAAAUGGUUAUUCUGCUUA
This is a messenger RNA of Punica granatum (pomegranate), 2052 nucleotides long. The record is from RefSeq and is a predicted model, not a curated record. Lineage: Eukaryota; Viridiplantae; Streptophyta; Magnoliopsida; Myrtales; Lythraceae.